Molecule: messenger RNA, 3501 nt
Organism: Physcomitrium patens
Lineage: Eukaryota; Viridiplantae; Streptophyta; Bryopsida; Funariales; Funariaceae
Product: phospholipase A1 PLIP2, chloroplastic
Biological process (GO): lipid metabolic process
Molecular function (GO): glycerophospholipid phospholipase A1 activity
Source: RefSeq, a predicted model, not a curated record
CUCUGACUUCGCACGGAAAUGAAGAUUCUUCGACCUAUCGAUGAGAAAGUUUCACUCGAUCCUGAGGCCUGGUGACUUUUCGAUCGAUACUUUGGUGAGGGGCCGUGGCACCGUGCAGCGAUCCGCCUGCAGUUGUGCAGUCUAGGUGUCCAGAGUUUGUUGGCUAUUCCUGACACGUUUGCCAUUACUCCUCGGAGGUUGAUCGAAGUCGAUUCAUCGCGGUACAGCGAGUCGUGGAAGAGCAUGAGUGACCAUGGUGAGGUGGAUCGGAGACGAAGUUACUGCAGUAGUUGUAAUUAAGGGGGUGGGGGCGACCGAAGCGGUGAUUGAUGAAGCGUGCGUGAGGAAAGUGUCGUGGGGCUGACGAAGGUGAUAAUCGUGCAUAGCUGGUGCUGUUGGUUGAUGAGGUGGUUUAGGUUGAUGAGGAUCGUCGGUUACAAGUGCAUGCAGGUGACCAAAGAGCGUGUGUAAGCGUGUGCGCGGGUGCGUGAUGUGCAGAACAAUCAGCUAGUUCUAACGCACUGUUACUCUUGCGCUCCGUUUCGAUCAUGUCAGGUUUGUCACAGAUCAGGGCGCUGCGUUGAAUUAGUGCUCUGUAUUAAGGAGGGGGGCGCUGGAGAAGAGAGGGCGAUCGUCUGCAGCCGCAUCCUAACUUUGACCUAUUUUGAAAUCGCGGUCUUUAGAUGUUUUUUUUUUAUUUUUUUUAUUUUUUUAUUUGUGAUCCUCGAGGUUGAGAAUUCGUGAUUAAGGAUCACAUUGCCUGACGCUUGCACGGUCAUAUUUCUGUGCAAUCUGUCUGUUGCUGUUAGGUUCUCUAGCGAUUGUAGUGUGGGAUUGAGGGUGUCGUUUGAGAGAUAUGGAAGUGCUAUUGGUGAGGGCAGCUGUACCAUUUCCUUGCCCUCGAAGAUCGCAGAAAUCUGCCGAAGCGCCGGAGCCCCAGAAAGUCCGUCAGUCCAAGUUUCUCACGAAAGACAGAUCUACGGAGAACCCCACUAAGCCGUCAGUGGCGGCGGCCGCAAGCAACUCUUCUAUGGAUCCCCAGAUUGCCCCCUCUGCUUCUGUAGCACCGCAUCCAGCGUUUCCACUCAGGUUUCCGUGGUUUAAGGGAGGCAAGAAGGGUGUUGCCAGUGAUGGAACUACCAUGGCCGCUGCUGCCGCAGCUGCUUGCGGGGAUGUUGCGUCUAUAGCAUUGUCUGCAGCCCAUGAUGGCACGACAUCGGAAUUGGACGCCGAGGAGAAGCGCACCGUGCACGAGGUUUUGUCGACUUUGCAAUCGCCCGCCACGGAACUCACUGCGCUGGAGGUGGGCGGCAUUAAGAGCUUAAGUCCCGAUGAAGCCGUUGUGGACGAGACUUCGGGGUCGAUUGGGAGUGACGAGCUCUCAAAAGCUGAAGCCCAGAUUGCGAGGAGCUGGUUACACAACUUUAUGAGGGUCAAGUUGUGGAACAAUAGGCAGUCCAAGACGACCACGAAAGCACCGCGGAAGCAGAGUCAGAACGGGGUCGAUCAACCCUGUACCGAUGUUUCGGAAGCAGAGAGUUCAGAGAGCCCUGAGAGCGUGGAUUCUUGUGAUCCAGUGCUUGAAGGUGGCGUCGAAGCUGCAUUAGGUUGUGCCUGCGAUGAGUGUUCGGUUGAUACGGAUAGUGAGAGGAUACCUUCUGGUGUAGAUGAAGUCCAGGAGAUCGAUCACAUCAAAAUCGUGCAUAAUCAAGAGUCGUUUUCAAAAUUUUUGCAGCCUGUCUCUGUGGGAGAGCUCAAGGCUCUUGCGCAUCUGUCCUUUCUUGCUAACUUAGCCUACGCGAUUCCAUCUAUCAAGCCGAGUGAUCUAUUAAGGCUCCACGGUUUGCGUUUCAUCACUUCGUCGGUACAUUUAAAAGCCGCUGAAGAGAAGGCAGCCCUGGAGAAGGCAGCAAGAGAAAAGGCAGCACAAGAAGAAGCAGCUGCGAAGGAAAUUGCAAGACUUGAAGAGCUGGAGCAAUCGUCGCCAUCUCCUGAAGCUAUAAGCGCUAGACCAGUCAACGUCCCUAAGCAUUCGAGAGUAUUUUCUCUUUUUAGAAAUACAACUGUGCAUGAAUCAGAACCGCUGCCGAGUAGUCUACCGCUGAUGGACGAGCUCUGUGUAGAGUGUCAAUCGAAGUUAGUAUCACCUGUUGACACAAAAGUGUCUGCCAAUACAUCAGACUCUCCUGUAGCGCCGGAAAGUCAUGAGGACAUCGUUUCAAGUAUAUCGGCUGAAGCACAACCCUUGCAUAGCUGCCCUUGUGACUGGUUCAUCUGCGAAGAAGAACUUUCCAAAACACUCAACCUUUCCAUUAAGGGGUCUGAUUCAGUGGCAUCAUGGCAAGCCAAUCUACUGUUUGAGCCGACACGGUUUGAGGACCCAAAGCUUGGGGUGAUGGUACAUCGUGGAAUCUACGAAGCAGCACAAGCAUUGUACAAGGAGGUGUUACCUUGUGUACUUGAGCACUUGCAGAAGUAUGGGAGCGAAGCAAAGUUCCGUUUUACUGGCCAUUCAUUAGGGGGUAGCUUAGCGGUUCUUCUCUCUCUUAUGCUCCGAGUUCGCGACACUGCACCAUUGGAUUCCUUGUUACCUGUUUAUACAUUUGGAUCACCGUUUGUGUUAUGUGGAGGGGACCAUUUGUUGCAGCAGCUGGGCUUGCCUAAGGACCAUGUACAGAUGGUGGUAAUGCACAGAGAUAUCGUCCCCCGAAGCUUCAGUUGCGAAUAUCCCGAACAUGUCGCGGAGGUUCUGAAGCGCGUUAAUGGAACUUUCCGUAAUUAUUCUUGCUUAAAAAAACAGAGAUUGUUGUAUACUCCAAUGGGAGCUAUGCGCGUAGUUCAGCCACCUCCAACUCAAGCGCCGGGACACCCGUUUCUGCCACCCGGCAGCGGGAUCUACGACAUCUUGCACCCAAGCUCCUCCAAAGCAGAUGAAUCUGGGAAUUCGCCACAGGAAUCCAUGGAACUUCGAUCUGCGCAGAGGGCAUUCCUUAACAAUCCCCAUCCUUUGCAGAUUCUGAGGGAUCGAUCAUCUUAUGGAUCCGGGGGCAGUAUUUCCCGCGACCACGACCCCCGCAACUACGACAAAGCUGUGAACUACCUGCUGCGACAGGAGCUUAGGAAAUUGAGGAAAAGCUACAAGACUGAGAAGCGUGUGCAGAUAUGGUGGCCGUCUCUUGCAUCAGAGAUUGGUGUGGAGUUGAUCAAAGGCGUGCUCACCUCAAAGAUUGCAGAUUCAGAGCAUAGUGCAAAUAGUGGCUCAAUUGGGGCUGCAACCUCGGGGUUGGGAGCUAACCAUCAGGAGCUGCGGGGAUGUGGAAGUUUGGUAAAAAGUGUUCGGAGCGUUCCCUCGGCUAGGAAGACAUCAUCAGGAUCCGCAUUGGACCGGUUGAGUAGAUACAGCAGGUUGAUUGCUUCCAAGCAUGUCCACAUUGGCAUGCUGCUGCUUGUAUCGGCUCGUGUUCUGUUAAUGCAUGGCCUUGCCAUUUUCGUUGCGUGACU